AUGGCGGCACCAAUGCCAAUGCCAUCUUCCCUGCCGGACAUAGCAAGCCUCUCUUCCUUGGCCGACUCGACUCUUGGCGACGCCCUCGAUCUCCUCUUCGAGCCGACUCGCGACUUGCAUGCCCUCGCCAUACCCACCAUGCGCUCCAUCACCUUCACCUCCUAUCCUGAGCUCAUCGACACCAUCCGCGACCAGCUGCUUACCAUCCAGAGCGCGGUCCAUUCGGACCCCACAGCCAGGCAGCCCCUGCUCAACAUACUCGGGUCCCAUCCCCGGCUGGGCCAGAAGAAGGUAGAGAGUGCGCAGAGUGCGGCGGAGCAGGCCCAGCUAAGGAGCGGCCGUGCCGGGGCCGGCGAAGAAGACGAACUUGCGAGGGUCAACGAAGAGUACGAAGAAAGAUUCCCGGGGCUAAGGUAUGUGGUGUUUGUGAAUGGCAGAGGGAGGGAUGAGAUUAUGCGGAACAUGCGGGAGAGAAUCGAUAGGGGGGACGUCGUACUGGAGGAGCGUGAGGCAAUCGAGGCCAUGUGCGAUAUUGCCAAGGAUCGUGCACGAAAGCUCCAGGCACCCGUGAUCCCCUAA
Molecule: messenger RNA, 579 nt
Organism: Thyridium curvatum
Lineage: Eukaryota; Fungi; Ascomycota; Sordariomycetes; Thyridiales; Thyridiaceae
Exons: 2
Coding region: 1-579 (192 amino acids)
Source: RefSeq, a predicted model, not a curated record